Molecule: messenger RNA, 1101 nt
Organism: Paraglomus occultum
Lineage: Eukaryota; Fungi; Glomeromycota; Glomeromycetes; Paraglomerales; Paraglomeraceae
Source: the annotation of a GenBank genome assembly
AUGGACCCGUCAUAUCCAUCAUCAGACGGUGCGAAGGCGUUGGAUACCGACGGAAUAAAAUUGGUCUGCUCUUUUAGCACAGUGAGCAAUUUUGCUUGUAUAGUGAUGUUAUUUUGUAUAGUGUACAGAACACACGCACAUCAAGUAAUUAGCAGACUGUUGUUAAAUCUGGCCAUAUCGGAUUUCAUACAAAGUGUCGGAUUUAUGAUGAGUUACCGUUGGUUAGCAAUCAACACCAUUGAGCCGGGAACUUAUUGUAAUGCUCAGGGCAUAAUGAUUAAUAUUGGGGAUGUUGCAUCAGGCUUCUGGGCAAUGGUGAUCUGCAUUCACUCGUACUUUCUCGUAGUCCACUCGUACGAACACCAAAAUUUAGUUCCAGUAGCAAUGAUUAUUAUAUGGCCGUUAAAUAUCUUUAUCGCAUUAUCUGGUCUUUUAAUUUCAACACCGACGGUACCGUUCUUUAACCGAGCCGGAUCGUGGUGUUGGAUAUCUGAGCAACACUCGAUAUAUCGUAUUGCGUUUCAUUACGGACUGAUUUUGUUCAUAGCAACUGCAAUGUUGUUAAUAUACAUAUUGAUGUUUAUCGUGCUGUACAAGAAGCAAGUGGCUCUCCGCAAAGUGAAUAGAAGUAACAAGGUUUUGCAGAACGUCGCAAAAAAGUUGAUUUGGUAUCCGUUUGUCUAUAUAAUGCUAGUAUUGCCCUUGGGUUUACAACGACUGGCUGAGAUAGGAGGAAAGGAUUUCCCUCCACAAUACCUGGUAGUCGCAGCUUGCAUAUUCACGUCUGCCGGAACCGUGAAUGCAGCAAUAUACGGUAUAACUCGCAACAUCAUCUCAGUAAAGCCCGUAUUCGAAAUCAUACCAACCAUCAAACGUCGAAUGACCAUUAACGAAGGCUCACGGAUGACUCUAGACAUACCAGUACAUACGACAAUCAUUACCAUCGUCACGACAACUACAGUCGAAAGCAGUAGAACCAGCACUUUGAUAAACGCUGAUGAGACUAAUUCCGAAGAAAACGCGGCGGCUGUAAAAUCGGAUCAGGAAGAUACGGAAGAAAUGGUAGACAUAGAACUAGACAAUAACGAAACGUCAAACUAG